Pelagomonas calceolata is the source of this 2037-nucleotide messenger RNA. Lineage: Eukaryota; Pelagophyceae; Pelagomonadales; Pelagomonadaceae. The record is from the annotation of a GenBank genome assembly.
AUGGAGCCCUCUCCCGCUCCUGUGGAGGCUGCCGCGGCGCACGCCUCGUCGCACGACACCGAGGCGCGCGGCAUGCCGCCGGCUGCGCGGUACCGGGCCGCGCAAGCGGCGACGGAGCCCACCGCCUCGCACUCGUCCCACGUCGGCGUCAGCGGCCGGACUCGCGCGGCUGUAAACGAAGACUUGGAUGUUUUGGCCGUGGGCGAUCGCGUCGUGGUAAAUGGCGUGCCUGGCGUCGUCACGAGGAAGGUGCCUGGCGGCAACGGCUGGUGGAAGGUGCGGCUCCACGGACGACACGCUCGCGAGGACCGGAGUUAUCGCAGAACCCAGAUCACGAAACUCCACGUGCCGCCCGCAGCGCCCGCGCCCGCGCCUGCCCCACCCCCAGCCGCUGUCGGCGCUAACGUCGAGGCUACGCCGCCGGCGCAGCUGUGGGUCGACACGACGCCGGCGGGCCGCGCCCCGGCGCUGAAGGUCUGCGCCGUCCAGCUCCGUGCGACGCCCGGCGACGUGGAGGGCAACUUACGACGCGCCGAGCAGCUCAUACGAGCAAAUCCCGGCCACCACCUCUAUGUCUUGCCCGAGCUCUCCAGCUGCGGGUACAGCGACGAGGUCCUCGCAGACUGCGCCGCGUUCGCGCACGGUAGCUUCGACGGCGUGUUCAAAUUCUUCAUCGACCUGGCGCGGGAAGUCGACGCGCACAUCUGCUUCGGGUUCCUUUGCCGCACGUCGAGACCCCUUUCGGCGGUGCCUGCCGUCGGCAGCCGGGUCUUGGCCGCCAACCACCCGGGCCAUGUGACGCGCGUCAACGCCUUCGCCGCGGCCGCCGACGUGCUAUUCGACGCCGGAACCGAACGAACGUACCUCCUGAGCGACCUCCGGACGCCGGUCUUCACCAUCGCCCAGGCCGUCGUCGGGCCCACCGGCAUCGAGCUCGUCUACGACAAGAUGCAUCUUUGUGAUAUGGGCGCGUGUUCCGAGGUCGCGCACGGCCUUACACGCGGGGAGCGGCCGGGCGUGUUCACGUGCCGCGGCUGGCGCGUCGGCGUGUGCAUCUGUUACGACCUGCGCUUCCCCGCGCUCUGGCGGCGCCUGGCCUGGGAGGAGGACUGCGACCUGAUCGUGCAUCCGUCGGCGUUCGUCCGCGACGCGACCUUCCCGAUGUAUCAUACGUUCGUCACGACGCGGGCCGUGGAGAACGGCAUCUACGUCUUGUCGGUGAACUUCGCCGGCGCGGACUUUGGCGAGUCGAUAGCCGCGCCGCCGUGGGUGGGACCCGUGCCGGGCCUCGCCGACCAGCGCGCGCGCGUCCUCGGCUGCGACGAGGGCGUCCUGGCGCUCAGUUGCGAAACGGCCGUGCUCGACGCCGUGCGCGCGGCGUACCCGUACCGGCGCAACGCGCACCCGUCCCUGCGCGCGGCGCCGCCGGCGGUCUCUGUGACGCCGGCCGCGGUCUCACCGCGCGCGGCCACGCCGUUCGCGCCGGCGGAGCAGGAGCCCGCGAGCCAUCGCCGGCGGUGGACUGAUUCUGAAAUAGCGCUCUGUAUGUCUGCCGUCCAGACCUAUGGGGAGCGGCGGCACAAGGCCAUCGCGUCUGCAGUGGGCACGCGGACGGCUGCACAGGUCCGAACGUUCCUCACGAAGCGGAAGGCGAAAGGAGGUCUUCCCGCCGCGCCGGCGCCGCCGGCGCCCGCCCCCUGGGUGCCGCCACCGCCGCCGCCCCGCGACGCGCGCGACGCGCUCUCCGCGGAGGUGCUCGCGCCGCCGAGCCGCAGCGACGGGUACGGCGCCGCGGAGGCGGAGACCCUCUCGGCCCUCGUCGGCCUCACGCAGCAGGCCACCGCGGCGUCCGCCGAGGCGUGGGCCGCGCCUUCGGCCCUCGUGGGCCUCCAGGAGGCCUGCCAGCAGGCCACCACGGCGUCCGCCGAGGCGUGGGCCGCGCCUUCGGCCCUCGUGGGCCUCCAGGAGGCCUGCCAGCAGGCCACCACGGCGUCCGCCGAGGCGUGGGCCGCGCCGCCGCUCGAUAUGGAUAUGUGA